Messenger RNA from Aphis gossypii (cotton aphid), 936 nucleotides. RefSeq lists its product as uncharacterized. The record is from RefSeq and is a predicted model, not a curated record. NCBI's taxonomy places the organism in Eukaryota, Metazoa, Arthropoda, Insecta, Hemiptera, Aphididae. The transcript has a single exon. Bases 1 to 936 code for a protein of 311 amino acids.
AUGGAUGAACAUAUUGAUCUACCAACAACUAGUGAUGUGUCAGUCAAAGUUUCUAGUGGUGACAUAAAACUGAAAAUAUUAACUUUAAUGGACACUGAGCAAAAACUAAGUACAUUAACAGGUAUUUCCUCUUAUCAACUUCUUGAUAGCUUAAUUGAAAGUAUGCAACUUACAAAUCUAGUUUCCAGUCGUAAUCAAAAUAUUCUUUCCCUUAAAGAAAGAAUUGUAAUGACAUUUAUGAAAUUGAAACUAGCUAUAUUUUUUGAUUGUUCUAAUGAUAAAUGCAAGCGAAAUACUAUUGAUAUUUUAUCAUUUAUUUUGAAACCAAUCAUUUCUUGGCCAUCUAGAACUGAAAUAAAAUGCAAUAUUCCAACGUGCUUCAGAAAGUUCUCAGAUAAUAGAAUUGUUAGAAUUGUUAUAGACUGCAUUGAAAUUCCAUUAGUGAAACCUAAAAAUUUAACUGGAUCUAUAAUAACUUAUUCACAAUAUAAAUCAACUUACACAGCUAAAUAUAUGACAGGCAUAACACCUGGUGGAAUUUUAUCUUUUAUAACUCCUGCACAUGGUGGCCGAACAUCAGACAAAUUUAUAUUUGAAGACAGUAAACUAAUUGAUAAAUUAGAGAACGGAGAUGCAAUAAUGUGUGACAAGGGAUUCCUUAUUGACUAUAUUUGUGCUCAAAGGCUUGUAAAACUUUACAGACCACCUUUUUUGAAAGAAAAUAAACAAUUGAGUAAAGAUGAAUCACUUAUGAAUGUAGAUAUAGCUAGUGCAAGAGUUCAUAUAGAGAGAGUAAACCAGAGAAUAAAAGUUUUUAAUGUUUUCCAAAAAUAUCCCUCUAAUCUACUCUCUAGAUUAGUUGCUUCAUUUACAAUAAUAUGUGCAAUAGUAAAUUUAAGCCAUCCAAUUCUUGCAAAUGAUAAAUUUGUUACCUAA